Drosophila simulans is the source of this 6065-nucleotide messenger RNA. Its product is annotated as mucin-5AC. Bases 496 to 5220 code for a protein of 1574 amino acids. Gene Ontology annotation, molecular function: DNA binding; chromatin binding. The transcript is spliced from 10 exons. Lineage: Eukaryota; Metazoa; Arthropoda; Insecta; Diptera; Drosophilidae. Gene Ontology annotation, cellular component: nucleus; chromocenter. The record is from RefSeq and is a predicted model, not a curated record.
CGAUUGUACAGGUCGUAGUUUUCGCAUUUUACAGCCGUCCGUCUUCGGUCACAUCACAUUUUGUUGUUGUCGCGGUCGGAAAAGUGCACGGAGUUACGGUCGUCGAUUCGUCGAUUUUCCGUUAAAUACAGCAUAUAAAUUCCAAAACAAAUGUGCGCACUCGCCGCCGCCGCAAACGCAUCGCAAUAAGAUGUUUUCCUACCCGUGUACAAACAACACAAUUCGCAUCUAAACGCAAACGUCGUUGUCGCAUUAUUACAGCUACAAAAGGAGCAGAGUGGCAUACAAAAUAAUAUCGUUGCAAAAAAAAAGUGAAAUUAAGUGUUUUAAACAACAGGAAAAGAAACCAUAAAAAAAACAUGAACAUGACAUGGCCGCGUCUCGUUUACACAAUAACUCAAAAUUAAUUUAAUAUGCUGGCAAAUGAGCAAAGCGAAAAGCAAGCUAAAAGGCUUUGAAUUGCGAAGGAGCUCCUGAACGGCUGCUUUUAUCGCCAUGGCCGCCGCAUCUGCUGGCCAGCAACAGCAGCAACAUCAGCACCAGCACAAGCUGAACAUAGCUGGGAGUGCUGAGACGGUGGUCAGCGGGAUGCAUCAUCAGCAGCAACAUCAGCAGCAGCAGCAGCAUCCACAGAUCAAUAUGUUCAAGCAGCAGCAGCAAAUGUUGCCUCUGCAGCAGCAACAUCAUCAGUUUUUCCAGCAGCAACAGACGAAAUUUGUAUCGCGGGUCGUUACAAGUGCGGCGGUGCAUCAGCAGCAGCAGCAGCAUCAUCAGCAGCAGCAGCAACACCACCAACAGCAGCAACAGCAACAGAUAUUACCAGCUGGCUUGGUAAACGGCAAUGGUAGCGGCAACAUGAUGCAAGUAGCAAAUCUGCAUCUGCAGCAGCAACAACAGCAGCAGCAGCGAAACAGUCAGCAGCACAUAUUUGUCUGCCCCACCAGCAACCAGCAGCUCCUUUUGCAACAGCAACAGCAGCAGCAGCAACAACAGCAACAAACCAAACAGCGCCAGGCGCAAAUAAAGUUGCCAAUAAAGUCAGCGGCAACAACGGGAGUAACGGCGGCAACUGUUGCUGCUGCAACGGCUGCUACUGGGGCAACGCAUUGCAUGUCGACAACAAUUGCGGCGCGUCAAAUGAGUCAGAACAAUCAGCUCUAUGCCAAGAAUGUUGCCAAAGCCAACAAUGCCAGUAGCAAUGGCAAUAUCAACAGGAAGACGGCCACUAGCUACAAUGGAAAUUUGGCCCCCGGCUGGCGUCGCUUGACCAACAACAAUGAGGUGGCCUAUAUCAGCCCCUCGGGCAAAACGCUGCGCACGCAGUUCCAGAUCAAGGACUAUCUGCUCACACAGGGUACCUGCAAGUGCGGCCUGCCGUGUCCGCUGCGCCCGGAGUACCUAUUCGACUUUAAUGCCCAGGUGCCCAACCAGCCGCUCAAGUUGCCAACGGAGGCGUCAACGGUGACGCCAACACCUUGCCUGCACCAGCGGCGAUUUCUUGAAUCUCAGCAGCUUCAGCUGCCACAGCAGCAGCAGCAACAGCAACAUCUACAGCAUCAGCAGCAGCCACAACAGGCUGUCAAAGAUGUAUCUGUAGCCGUAGCCGUAUCCGUAUCUGGGCCAGCAGCUGUCAGCGAUGUGUUCUCCACGCUGAUGACAUCGACAGCGAGAACGGCGACGAUGGCGACACCAACAGCAGCAACAUCACCAGCCCAGGCGGCAACAACCACCACACAUGAAAUGGCCAACAAAGACGCUGAUUGCCACAAAUACGGCAAUAACAAAUUACCUGCCACAAACCGGACGGCGACCACGCCCACGCCAGCUCCAACGCCCCCGCCUCAGCAUCCGAAUGCGAUGCCAACUAGUCAAGCAUUAGCAUUAGGCGGAGUUCCAGUUGGCGGCCAUCCCAAGCGUCCAGCUGGGGGCCAUGUGAUAAAGCAACCCGCCACCGUUCUUGGGCCACCAUCCACGCCGCCCUUGGCUGUUGGUGGAGCCAACACAGUCAUCCAACAGCAGCAGCAGCUACAGCAACAUCCAAACUUUAAGGACGAUCCUGCUGGCUAUCUGCAACAGCAAACAGCACUGUUGCAUAACAGCCUUGGAGUCGGUUUGGAGGCAACGAAAACGGCGGCUGGAACUUCCACUGCGAGAGCUCUGCCACAGGAACCCAUUGUUCACAGCUCGCAGCAGCAACAGCAGCAGCAGCAGAUGCAGCGUCAAAAGAUCCGUCGUCUGUCGCUCUUUGGAAAAUGGGAAACGGAUCCAGCACCUGCCACCAAUUCCCAACCAACAAAUGGAACACGAGCACUGCAAGUGGAUGCUGCCGCCUUUGCACGACCUCAAAAACCACAGGUCACUUGCGUAACGCUGGUGCCACCUCCACAGGAGUCUCCAGUAUCGAGUAGUGCAGCCGAGACUCUAGAGAAGCGACCCGAGCAGGUGGGAGCCAUAUCCACCAGUCUCGAGAGUCCGCGGCAGAGUCUGUCGUCGCCCACGGAUUCGGUUGACUCUGCAAAGAGCACGCCUUCAGCUUCACCCAAACCCCAAACACAAGUCCCAAUGCAGCCGCAGUUGCUGCAGAUGCGCCCGCAUCUCCAGGCCAAUCUUUCCGCUCAAGCGCCCGUCACCGUGCCCGCCCAUGUACGUGUCAUGCGUCAGCAGCAGGCUCAGAUCAUUCCCGGCCAACGAUUGCCAGUGGCUAGCAGCAGUGCUGCGAUGGCCACGAUGACCAGGAGCAUAGUGACGUCCACGGCGGGAACGAGUACGAUUACAGGGCGGCCUGUGGCCACCACGUUAACCAGCUCGAAUCCCACUGUGGCGCAGUUGCAAUCCAUGGCGAAUGCCAUGAAUGGAGCAGGUGGUGGUGGACAAUUGAUAAUGACUUCUUCGGGACAACUACUGGUCAUACCGACGCCCAGCAAGCAGACAACGCAACAUCAUCGCCCAGGUCAGCCCGGACAAGGUGUCAUCAUCCAGCAGCAGCAGCCGGCGGAGUUGCAUCCUCAACCGGGUGGUGGUUAUAUAGUCAGCCAGCCCUCUCCGGUGGCGGCGGCAAGCUCCAGCAGUAGCAGCAGCACUGUGAUCCUAAACUCCGGUGGAGCCAAGUUGCUGCACCACCAGAUCAUCACCUCGCAGGCUGGACAGAUUAAUCAGGCGACUUCGGGAGGAGCAGGAAACCAGCCGCAGACGGUUCUGCUCAACACACUGCCCAAUGGAGGUUACAUCGUCCAGCAGCAGCCGCAAACGCAGUCGCCACAGCAGGCAGAACAGAUCCUGGCGAUGCCGCAACCGCCUCCGGCGCAAACACUUAUCAUCAGCUCGCCGGACACCAAGAGGAGAGCGCGGAAGCGCAAAAGUUCUGUAUGCCAUACACCGCCGCCAAGUGGAUCGCCCGCCAAAAUCAUUUCGCCUCAGAUCUCGCCCAGCAUCCCAAGCCAGGCACCAGGCACCCUGCUUCACCAGCAGGCAGCUGCAGCGGCGGCUGCUGCUCCUCAAUUCCAGCAACAAUUCCAAUUGAGUCCUAGCAUUCAGGGAAUUGUGGUAAACAAACCUAAUCCUCCUCAGCAACCACAGACGCAGCAGCUCCUGCUCCAGAACGGGCAAAUCUUGCAACAGGUUAAUCUCAUUGGACAGCAGCUGCUAAUGCCCGCCGGGUUGGUAAUGGGACCAGAUGCCACACUGUUACAGAUCCAGAAUAUGCCCGCAACAAGCUUGAUGACACCGCAGGGUCCCGUGAUGUUGAGAACGCCAUCCCCACAGAACAAGCCCUCUUUCAUUUCCCCGAGUGCCGGAGGCCAACAGUACUUAGUGGGUGCCAAUGGCCAGUUGAGUCCCAUCGGUCAGAUCUACUCCACGCCCAUGGGUCUGGUCAUGCCAACCGGUCAGCAGGGAGGUGCAUCCUUUGUGCAGGCUAGUCCCACGACAACAACUAUACAGAUCCAACAACAGCCAGCCCCGCAGCCCACGCAGAUCAGUUUGCAGCCAGCACAGGCCACCUACAUGACAGAGACGGUGAUGAGUCGCCAGGGAACGGCCGCCAGUCCGCCGGACACAACUACCUGUAGUCCAAGAAGUCCGGAGCGACCUUCCAGCCAUCGCAGCAGUGGUAGCGAUAUGGUACAAUGUGUAUCCAGUUCGGAGCCGGAUGCAGCUGUCUCUCCCCAAAGUACUGAGAGCCGGCAGUCGCCCUCUUCAACGGACUGUGAGAGGAGCAUUUGUAAGAACAAUGUGUUUACCCAGCCCAGUGGGAUCUACAAGCACUCGGAGCCAAAGAUCAGACGCAUCCACAUCACCUCACAGACGUCGGCGGAGAACGGAAUUAGCCUGAUGCAGGGACAAGAGUCGCCCACGACAACGCAGCUGCUUUCAUCAGUUCCAACCGCUCAAGCAACGGUCGAGAAGACGUCGGUCAGGACGCCCACGAAACGUUCGCGCCGCCCGCAACGAGGGGCAGUGCGUGCGGCGCCCUCUGCGUCCGAUAGAAGUUUCCCGCUGCCACCUCGAUCAUUUGCCAUUGGGGAACUGAUAUGGGGUCCGGCUCGGGGCCAUCCCGCCUGGCCCGGAAAGAUCGUCAAGAUGCCAGACGGAGUGUGCACGCCGUCGCAGCAGUUCGACCACGUCUGGGUUCAGUGGUUCGGCGGCGGCGGUCGUUCGACCUCCGAGCUGAUUCCGGUCAACUCAUUGCAGAGUCUCUCCGAGGGUCUGGAAGCACAUCACAAGGCCCAGAAGGAUACGAGAAAGAGCCGCAAACUGAACUCGCAGCUCGAGCGGGCCAUACAAGAAGCAAUGACUGAGUUGGAUAACAUUUCAGCCUCCUCGACACCCGCAGCCACAUCCUCGUCAUCAGCAACCAUCGCUGCUGUUCCCGCAUCAGCAGGACCAGCUGUAAUUGGCGGACAACAGCAGUAUCAGCAGCAGCAGCAGCAGCAGUCGCCCUCUUCAACGAACAACAAAAUAAAUGGACUCGCGCGGAGCAAGCGCCAGGCCAACACAAGUGGGGCCAGCAUGGUGCUGACCACCAGCACGGCGGCCACAUUGAGUGGCCUCUUCAAUCAGCAGCGAGCCAAACCCAUACGCAUUGCUCCGGCUCCACCGGUGGCCACAACGGGCACGGGCAACAUUGGGACGAUAGCAGCAGCUGGAGCUGGAGCAGCUUCAACUGGAACCGGGACAGCGACCACUCCGGCCCGUUCCGAGAUCGUGAAGCUGGCCAAAUGACCAGCGCUGUCGACGUUGUCGUCGACAGUGAGCACAGCCAGCUACACCCUCGUUAUCGGGCAUAAGUAGUGGGCAGCAGGGGGAUACAAACCGCCAGGCCAUACAUAUAGAGCUAUCCAUACAUAUGUGACGAAACGAGUAUAGAGUUUAGUGUUAGGUGUCAGGCCUCAGCUUUGGAGUUUGUUGUUUUGUAUUCUUUGACAGACUCCCCGCUUAGUUGCGUCGCUGGGCGGCGCGCGCCACACUUUCGAAAUAGACAAUAAAACAGCAAGAUGAUGUUAAUGAAAAUCAAGUUACAAAGAGCAGUUCUAACAAUUAGCGAUAGGUUUUUGGCUUCAUAGACAGCGCUUCGGCGCAAAUUUGCGUUGUUUUGUAUAUAGUAAGCACCCCAAGCUACCAAGAUGUUUCGUAUUAAGUAUUUAUUUAUUGCAUAUAGAUCCUUGGUUUUUAUACGUUUUGUUUUCGUUGCAAUUUAUAGACCUACCGAUUAUUUGUAUAAAUAGGUAACCUAAGCUGAUACUUAGCCACUAAGUUUAAAGAACAUCCACAAACAACAAUUAAAUUUGCCUUGUCAGGCAAAUGAUAUCAAAUCAAAAACAGCUACUGAUUUUCAUUUAUUGUGAUUGCACAAAUUGUUUUUUAAACUCUAGAAGAACAAAUUAUUUAUGUCAAACACAAAAAGAUAAAAAUCAUGAGAAAAUUAGGAAGGGUUGAGAAAAAUUAUAUUUAUAAAUUGUUAUUAUUUAUUUAGUUGAAACUAUUGUAAAAUUAUAAUUGUAAAACAAAAAUGAAAUCACACUUAGCGAAACCACACGGAGCAAAUAAAAAGUAAAAAACAAAAGAUA